This is a messenger RNA of Drosophila bipectinata, 898 nucleotides long. Its product is annotated as m-AAA protease-interacting protein 1, mitochondrial. Gene Ontology annotation, molecular function: ribosome binding. The record is from RefSeq and is a predicted model, not a curated record. Gene Ontology annotation, biological process: protein insertion into mitochondrial inner membrane from matrix. Lineage: Eukaryota; Metazoa; Arthropoda; Insecta; Diptera; Drosophilidae. Gene Ontology annotation, cellular component: mitochondrial inner membrane.
UGGUCAGGCCAGUACUGGACAACGGUGCGCUGCUGUGCAAUAACAAAAACAUUUUAUUUUGACAAACGAUUGCAUCGAGCCAAAAGUACAAUUAUGGCCAUGCAACACGCACUGAAACGUUGCCUGGGCAUGGCACGGGUGCCCCUUAUACGCGCCCACUCCGCGGCCUCUGUUGCCGCCAUUAAACAAAGGGAAUCUGGGCUCCGGACGUUUCCGGGGCAACCGGGUAGGCGAUCAUUUGCCUCACUGCCACAGGAGGAGAAGAAUAAGAAGGAGCCGGAAGAGAGUCGGGAGAGUCUCAACAGACUUCCCCGGCUCAUGGAGUUUCCAGAAAUCAUAUGGCCCUCCGCGCUCAACACCCUCAAGAAUUGGAUAACCAUCCAGUUCAUCAUCCGCCCCUACUUCGAUAGCGAGUUUCAGCUGAAGGACUUUAUAUUUGGCGCAAAGCAGGCGCUGCAGGUAGUUUCCUCAAGAUUGAUGGGCGGUGAUCUGGACUCGCUGGACACUUUGGUCUCGCCCGAAGCUAUUUCUGAGCUGCGACCCGUGAUACAGAAGCUGUCGAUGACGCAACGGCGGCAGUUGGAGAUAAAGGAAAGCGACAUCUACCUCAGUUUCCCCUACCAGGUGGGCAUCAUGUUCGACGAGGCCAAUGAUAAGCUCCAGAAGCGCUUCGUUGAAAUCACCAUGGUCUUCCACGUGAUGCGCGGUCUCUCCGAGAUGCGAGAGCGCGGCGAAGAGAUACCUUGGAACAUGGGGACCCUGCCCGAGUACCAGGACAAAGUGUUCAUAUGCAACUAUCGAUUCAUCAAGGAGUUUACGGCCGGUCAGCAGUCGGACUGGACUAUUAAUGUGGCGAAUCACUUUAGGGCCAUCGACCUGAUCAACGAGUCCAAAUAGC